GAGACAGUGUGGAGUAGUGUGGUGCUUCUGAGUGUCCAGCAUGGCGUACCGGGGCCAGGGCCAGAAGGUGCAGAAGGUGAUGGUGCAGCCCAUCAAUCUCAUCUUCAGAUACUUGCAAAAUAGAUCACGGAUUCAGAUGUGGCUUUAUGAGCAAGUGACUAUGCGGAUAGAAGGCUGUAUCAUUGGUUUUGAUGAGUAUAUGAACCUUGUAUUAGAUGAUGCAGAAGAGAUUCAUUCUAAAACAAAGUCAAGAAAACAACUGGGUCGGAUCAUGCUAAAAGGAGAUAACAUCAUUCUGCUCCAAAGUGUCUCCAACUAG
Messenger RNA from Cervus elaphus (red deer), 319 nucleotides. Its product is annotated as small nuclear ribonucleoprotein E-like. Gene Ontology annotation, molecular function: RNA binding. The transcript has a single exon. Gene Ontology annotation, cellular component: precatalytic spliceosome; U2 snRNP; U4 snRNP. NCBI's taxonomy places the organism in Eukaryota, Metazoa, Chordata, Mammalia, Artiodactyla, Cervidae. Gene Ontology annotation, biological process: mRNA splicing, via spliceosome; spliceosomal snRNP assembly. Bases 41 to 319 code for a protein of 92 amino acids. The record is from RefSeq and is a predicted model, not a curated record.